AUGACGACGACGGCGCUGAAGAGGCCGGACGCGGGCGAGCGCACGCCGGACUUGGACUGCGGGGCGGAGCGCGAGAAGGAACCUGUGGCAGGGUACGCGCCGAAGAUCUUGGCGUCCUCCCUAUCCGCGGCGGUGCGACGGUGUUUGCUGCAAGGACCGUCGCUCGGGCGAAUGCCAGCCGACAGCGUAGACAUCGCGACCCACGGAUCUGUGUUCAAUCACGUCUCGACUCCCUCCCCCGUCGUCGACACCACCAUGCCUGCCAUUCUGCAAGGACUCGAGGAUAUGCAUAUUAUUGGGUCCUCGGACGAGGAUAUCCCUGUCAUUUCGUCGCGGGACUGGGCUGAGAACCUUGCGCAAAAUCCUACUCGUCGAGCGGUCGACUAUGUGACGAGUCUCUUCCCGAUCUUCAGCUGGAUCACCCGCUACACGCUGUCGGAACUGGUGCACUAA
This is a messenger RNA of Trametes versicolor FP-101664 SS1, 453 nucleotides long. RefSeq lists its product as uncharacterized. Lineage: Eukaryota; Fungi; Basidiomycota; Agaricomycetes; Polyporales; Polyporaceae. The record is from RefSeq and is a predicted model, not a curated record. The transcript is spliced from 6 exons. The coding region runs from base 1 to 453 and encodes 150 amino acids.